AUGGAUUUCUUCCGUAGUAAUCCCGCACCGACUAACGUUGGAGCACCUCAAGUAAUCGUCACCCAGCAACCUCUAAGGACACCGAUUCCAAUGUUCGAUGGAAAGUACGAAGGUUGGCCAAAAUUCAAGGCGCUAUUCAACGACCUGGUUGGAAAGUGCGGUGACUCCGAUGCAACUAAGCUACAGUACCUUGACAAAGCAUUGAUUGGGGAUGCUUCUGGUAUACUGGACGCUAGAAUCAUCAAUAACAACAACUACCUGCACGCGUGGAAGCUGUUAGAAGAGCGUUUUGAGAAUCCUAGAGUGAUUAUUGAUACUCACAUAUCUGGUUUGCUGUCUAUGAAAGCAAAUCCCAAGCAGAGCUACAAGGAUUUGAGAUCACUAAUCGACACGUGCAGUCGUCAUGUGGAAGGCCUGAGGUUCAUGAAACAGGAGGUUGACGGAACGGCGGGACUCAUCGUAGUGAAAUUAUUAGAAAUUAUGUGCCUGGAUGGAGAAACACGGAAACAGUGGGAGCAAACCUUGGAGCAUGGCGAACUUCCCGAUCUGGAUGACACCCUGAAGUUUCUCCGAAAUUAUUGCCAGGUACUCGAGAGAUGCGAGGUAGACAUGGCGUCAGCAAAGAUAGCAUUUAAACCACUUGCAACCGGAAGAACAGCCGCCCAACCGAGAAAUUCGCAUCCAGUGACUUCGAGUUCAUCGGAUAAUGUGUGUGAAUUAUGUGAAGGUCAGCACAGCAACUACAAAUGUUCUAAGUUCUUGAGCAUGAGUAUCGAUCAGCGUGUUAAAAAGUGA
Messenger RNA from Armigeres subalbatus, 795 nucleotides. RefSeq lists its product as uncharacterized. The record is from RefSeq and is a predicted model, not a curated record. NCBI's taxonomy places the organism in Eukaryota, Metazoa, Arthropoda, Insecta, Diptera, Culicidae. The transcript has a single exon. The coding region runs from base 1 to 795 and encodes 264 amino acids.